Messenger RNA from Lates calcarifer (barramundi perch), 3805 nucleotides. RefSeq names its product transmembrane protein 74. The record is from RefSeq and is a predicted model, not a curated record. The transcript has 2 exons. NCBI's taxonomy places the organism in Eukaryota, Metazoa, Chordata, Actinopteri, Centropomidae. Bases 200 to 1045 code for a protein of 281 amino acids.
GGAAUAUAGGCUAUUCAGAGCACAUCCACUGACAAGGCUUUUCAUUACACCCCCCCAACCCCUCGUGAUGUGGUCUCAUCAGCUACAGCGUUUAUGAAGAACAGAAGGUGAGAGGGAUGCUGAAGUAGCGCGGGAUGCUGUGGAGUGAAAACGUCGUGGGAGGAAGGCUCAGAGUGAACCAGCAGGUGGUGAUAACCGAAUGGCUUCUCCGGAGUUGCUUCCCGCAGAUGAGGGAGGCAAACAGUCCGAUCCUCCCGAUGUCCUUGACCGAGUUUCCGGCGCGCUGCAUGUCCGCAAGUCGGGCGGAUCAACAGGAGGAGCGCUCCCGGGGGAGGCUGGCUGUAACCCGGCCCGCAGCUGCCAUGGCCGGUGUCUUUCAGCACCAAGGACGGCGCCGCGCAAGGGGGGCACGGAGCUCAAACUCGGUCACGUCGGCGAGGAGAAAGUCCGAGUUUGUUGCGACGAGGAAUUAGAGACAUCUUUCACCUACAUUGACGAGAAUGUUAACCUGCGACUGGCCAGCCCGGAGACUAGUUGUAGAGGUGCUCACAGACCCGUGCGCAACGGCGAGCUUUGCUCCGAGACGUUACCGGAACUCUCCUUCAUGUCCGAGGAUGAUCUCUCCUUCGGGGAGGGCUCGGGAAGUUCUAUAGACUACGGGUUUAUCAGCGCAGUCACGUUCUUGGUGACCGGGAUCUCCUUGGUGAUCAUCUCCUACGCAGUGCCUCGGGACGUGGCGGUGGACCGCGACAGCGUGUCAGCGAGGGAGAUGGAGAGGCUGGAGAAGGAGAGUGCUCGGAUAGGCGCUCACCUGGAUCGGUGCGUCAUAGCGGGACUGUGCCUGCUCACGCUGGGCGGCGUGGUGCUCUCCACGCUGCUGAUGAUCUCCAUGUGGAAGGGGGAAAUGUACAGGAGAAAGGUCAUCGCUUAUUCCAAGCGCUCCGCCAAACUGUACGGCUCUAUCAGCCUGAAAACUAGAUCCAGUCCUAGCCACUCAUCUGCGCACUUGUCCCUGGAGGAGGAAAUGGAGGAAACUUUGACUUAAAAUGCUGCUUUGCAUAUAAACCUUUUAUGUAUAACUGAGGAAUUAAUGCCAUUCUCACACACUCUCUAACAUAUCAUAGCUUAAAACUGUAUCAUACAUUCAAAAUGUAAGUCUUCAACAUUUUUGUCCCGUAGAAAUAGAUCAAAUGUUCUUUCAUGUAUCCACUGGCAGGCAGAAUGGACAAGAAGAGCACUCUAAUGAAAAGUGAGCAAUAGCUGGAACAACACUAAGUGGUGUCACAUGGUUUCCAAAUGAUUUCAAAUGGCACCGCAGCAGAAAGGUGACUGUUAACAGCUUUGUGUCACAAACACUGAUCCAUGGUUUUUUGUACCCAGGAUGCAAUCUCUGAGAGCCUCCAUUUAUUAUUAAGGCUAUUCAUAUUUAAUGUGAAUGUUUCCAACAGCGAAAUCAUGCACAGACACAUUUCAGGAAGUAAGGGAAGUGUCCCCAGGGUAGGAGGGUGGGAAUAAGGAGGGGCCUUACAGUAUAGCUGCCCCUGUCCACUGUGAUGUGGGAGAAUCAGCUCAGUGGUCCACAUGGUAAUAUCCAGUGACAGUCCCUCUCUGGUGCAGUGCUGAGGUAAGCCAGUAAGCCUGGCGUUGUGCAUCUGAGCCAAAGCUCCACGUCAGUUUGAUUGUACUGAGCAAUUUGACUGCAUUCGACAGUGCUGACAUGCACUGUACACCCUCCUUGCCUCUCUGUUGAUCCUCUCUGCUCCCCUUUCAUCCUCUCUCCUCCUGCAGAAUCUUAUUGCUCUCUUCAACCUAUGAGCACUACAUAAAUGUGUGGGAGUGGUCCUGGGCGACCACAGCCAAGUGCCUGUGACAUUACAAGGUUGAUCAGCCAUUCCUCACCAGUCUCUUUUUCUCUAUCCAUAUACUUAAAGAUGGACAUAGGAACACCUAAUCACACAUGAAAGAGUUACCCUACUUCCAAAACCUUAAGUCACUACUUCAAAGAGCAAAUUACCUCUCCGAAGUGAGCUAUCAUUCUUUUUAAAAGGUUAUAUUUGAUGUUAUCAUGGUGAUUUGUUAACUAAAGAAACUGCAGGUGACACAAGAGCUUAAGAAAAGAGGUUUAUCAUGUGCUAAAAAUGUUAAUGCCCUGGUGAUCAGACAAGUCAGAGACCAACUUCCUUUACUUGGUUGAGGAAGAUUUUAGUUUUUGUCUAAGAACUAGUGAGAGCAACCCUCUCUGUCUUUCUGAUGGUUAUUAAUAUAGUCUGAAGAGGCCUACAGAAAAGGAUAAAGAAUGCCACGCAAUUCUCUUGGAAAACAAAGUCAUUUUUUUCACGCAAGUUACCCUGUAAGGCUCAUAAAUCAUGCAUGAACCACUAGAAUUCAUACAUAUUUGCAUAUAUUUAUAUGCACAGCCAAACGCUGAAUUCCACAAGACACAUGCUGAUGAUUCUCAUGCAAUGUCACUCUGUUACCUUGGUUUCUUGUCCUUUUCGUUUUCCAGGCUGUGUGACCCGGUUUCAAGGCUUACAUUCAAAAUGACAUGAGUCAGCCUCUCUUAAUGAGCUGCGUAGGCUGAUUACUCUAUGGUAAACAGCUCCAGGCCACACCAUUGCUGUGCAUCCAUUCAGUUGCACUGCUCCUGUGUAUACUGUCACUGCAUAUACAUGUGUUUUUACAAGUGCCAUUCAGUGCACAGACAGUGAAAAGACUGGCUCACUGGAGUCUGAUAACAUCUUCAGGGCACAUUAUCAUUCAAAAAUCAUUUGUUGCAGCAAUGAACUAGUGCAAGUCUGCGUUUCUACAGCUUUUCAUUUUCUGUCUGUGACCACAGAGCUGAGAAGUGUGUGUGCAUCCCUGAAAAACAACCAUUACAUUUUGAAAAUGGCAAUAAAAUGCCAAAUGAAGAGAUUUCCAGGAAAGGUAAUAAAAAUUAAUGAUCCAAAUGAGGCAAUGUUGUCCUGUUCUCUUCACAGAAGCUGUAAAUCUACAGCCAGUAUUACAGAUGUUAAAGCGAUAUUUCAUUUAGCGAGCUUUCCUGGUGUUGUUGGCUGUGGAAACACUUUGGGACGCCCAAGUGCUGGACACUCAUUCCUUCCCACUUCCUCUUUCUUUCCCACUCAGCAAUAUAGUCAUAUAAAAUUAAACUCGUUCAACACAUAAAGGGUAACCAACAACAGUACUAGUGCCAAAAAUUAUAAAAGACAAUAAUGAGCAAUUAGUUCAAACCUCAGCAAUGCAAUGGCUACAUUACACAUGCAGUACGUCAGUGCUUUACCUUUUGUGUCAAAAUCAUAUUCAGAGGUGGCAUCAUCUGUGAGAAUGUCACUCUUGCAAUACACAGAGGAUCAUACAUGCCUGAGGGAAGCCAUUAACACUGCAGACUUCAAACAGACUCAUCUGCAGCAUGUAAUGCACUACUAUGCUGUAGGUUUUUACACAUACACUAUUCCUCCCCCUCUCUCUCUCCUGUUCCUUCUUUAUCCUCCCCCCUUCUUCUUUCUGUCCUCCUCCAUGGUUGGCACUGUGCCUCACACCCAACACCAGGCUUCCCCUCAUACAGCCAACUGAACGUGUUUGGGGGAUUUAAUCAGGGAUUUGCUUGAAGCGACAGCAUUUUACACGCCAAGCUCAAAUGUAUUUCCAGAGGUUUCAUACAUAAGCUCUUUAUCCUUGAGCAGUGCACAGCUAAAUCACCCCUUAUUGAUAUUUGGUUGGCUCCACCGUAAGUCGAUCCCUUCAGGUAAGGCCGAGGAGCAGCUGAGCUGCUGCCAUCAGCUAAUUUCCCAAAGGUGUUAUUACA